AUGCCGAGGGUUAAAGUGAAGAUUGCUUACAUCGAGCAGCGUGAAGCAAGGAAAGCCUCUUGGAAGAAAAGGAAGGCUUCUCUGUUUAAAAAGUUGGAGGAGCUAUGCACUUUAUGUGGAACCGAGGGAUGUGCUAUCUUGUAUAACCCAUUUGACCCUACACGUGAGCUGUGGCCCAACUAUGAUGAUGUCAUGAAUGUACUGGGUAAGUUCAUGGCGGAGUCAGAGAUGUCGAGGAGAAAGAAGAUGCUGGAUUUGGAAAGCUACACCAGGGAAAGGAUCAAGAAAGUCAAGGUGAAAAUCAAAAAACAGAACAAGGUGAACCGUGAGUUGGAGCUGACCAUAAUGAUGUUUGAAUGCUUCAGUGGAAAACUCUCGCUGGGUGACUUGAAUCCAAUAGACUUCAAGGAUUUUAUGGAAUUUACUGAUUACAAGAUUUCAGGAAUUGAUGAAAGGAUUCAGUUUCUCAAGACCCAGGCUCCUGCACCACCACCACCAGAGUCACAGAUACCGCAAUUACUGGAUGAGGUUGUGGGUGGUAGUAACACUGCUAACAAUCUGGUGAUGGAGAACCAGCUCGGAGAUUUAGAUGAGAUACAAACUACUACUGAUUGGUACCCCAACAUCAGCUGGUUAGAUACUUGUAAUCUUGUGGAGCAUGACAUGGGGGUUGAAUUGAUGAUACCGUCUUUUGAUAACCUUGAUCCUUUUGGGCAUGGCAUGUCUUCUUCAUAA
Molecule: messenger RNA, 735 nt
Organism: Erigeron canadensis
Lineage: Eukaryota; Viridiplantae; Streptophyta; Magnoliopsida; Asterales; Asteraceae
Product: agamous-like MADS-box protein AGL80
Exons: 1
Coding region: 1-735 (244 amino acids)
Biological process (GO): positive regulation of transcription by RNA polymerase II
Molecular function (GO): RNA polymerase II cis-regulatory region sequence-specific DNA binding; protein dimerization activity; DNA-binding transcription factor activity, RNA polymerase II-specific
Source: RefSeq, a predicted model, not a curated record